Messenger RNA from Polypterus senegalus (gray bichir), 2546 nucleotides. Its product is annotated as semaphorin-3G-like. Bases 1 to 1998 code for a protein of 665 amino acids. The record is from RefSeq and is a predicted model, not a curated record. Gene Ontology annotation, biological process: positive regulation of cell migration; negative chemotaxis; negative regulation of axon extension involved in axon guidance. The transcript is spliced from 14 exons. Lineage: Eukaryota; Metazoa; Chordata; Cladistia; Polypteriformes; Polypteridae. Gene Ontology annotation, molecular function: chemorepellent activity; semaphorin receptor binding.
AUGUGUGACGUAACAGUGCAAGAGCUCCUCAGUUGUUUGUCUGCUUUGCUUUCAGACCCCAAUGCUCAUAAUCACAUUGCCUCAGAUCUGCUUCCAGCCCUCUGGUAUAUCACUGGAUCAGAUCAUACAUUCUCAAUUGAUCUUGCAAGUGUGGAGAAUGGCCGUGGCAAGUGUCCCCAUGACCCCAGCAGACCCUUCACCAGCACCUUCACUGGAGGAGAGCUUUACACAGGCCUCACAGCAGACUUCCUGGGUCGGGACCCCGUGAUCUUCCGCAGUCUGGGCAGCCGCUCUGCCAUGAGGACGGAGACAGACCAGCGUGUGCUGCAUGAUCCCAAGUUUGUGGCAGCCCAUCUGAUCCCGGAUAAUGACGACCGUGACAAUGACAAGGUCUAUUUCUUCUUCACGGAGAAAGCCAUGGAGGCUGGCAAGGAGUCUGGUGCCAUCCACAGCCGGGUGGGCCGAGUCUGUGCGAAUGAUGUAGGAGGCCAGAGAGUGCUGGUAAACAAGUGGAGCACGUUCAUCAAGGCCCGGCUGGUGUGUUCAGUCCCAGGGCCUCAUGGGAUAGAUACUCACUUUGAUGAGCUGGAGGAUGUCUUUCUGUUGAGGACCAAGGAUGAGAAAAACCCAGAGGUCUAUGCACUUUUUAGCACCAUAAGCAAUGUAUUCAAAGGCUUUGCUGUCUGUGUGUACCGCAUGGCUGACAUACGUGAGGCCUUCAAUGGCCCUUUCUCGCAUAAAGAGGGUCCCAAUCACCAAUGGAGCCCCUUUGAGGGCAGGGUUCCCUACCCACGGCCUGGAGUGUGUCCCAGCAAGAUCACCAACCAGCCAGGUCGACAAUUUGGUAGCACCAAGGACUACCCAGAUGCUGUCCUGCACUUUGCCCGAAGUCACCCGCUCAUGUACCAGCCUGUGUACCCUGCACUGGGGCAGCCCAUCCUUGUCAAGACCAAUGUGGAGUACCAGCUGCGACAGAUGGUGGUGGAUCGAGUGGAAGCAGAGGAUGGCCAGUAUGAUGUCAUGUUUAUUGGCACAGACGUGGGCUCAGUGCUGAAAAUGAUCACCUUGCACCGUGACAACUCUGACCAGCUGGAGGAAGUCACCCUAGAGGAGAUGCAGGUCUUCAAGGACCCAAUGCCCAUCACCUCCAUGGAGAUCUCGGUCAAGAGGCAAACUCUGUAUGUUGGUUCCUUGGUUGGUGUGGCCCAGGUGAGGCUGCACCGGUGCGAGACCUAUGGAAAGGCCUGUGCUGAGUGCUGCCUGGCAAGGGACCCUUAUUGUGCCUGGGAUGGGGUCUCCUGUACUCGCUAUCAGCCCUACAACAAGAGACGCUUCCGUCGGCAGGAUAUACGUUCUGGGAACCCCAUACAUCAGUGCCUGGAUCAGAACCUAAGUGUUGAAGACCUGGACACCCUUGAGGAGAAGACCGUGUUUGGAACAGAAAACAACAGCACCUUCUUGGAGUGUGUGCCCAAGUCACCACAGGCGAGCAUCAGCUGGUUCAUACAGAAGGAUGACCUCAAGGAAGAGGUGAAGACCGAUGACCGUGUGAUCUCCACUGAGCGCGGCUUGCUCUUCAGAAAACUCUUCCGCCAGGAUGAGGGCAGCUACGUGUGCCAGUCUCGAGAACAUGGCUUCACUCAGACGCUGCAGCGGAUCUCUCUGGAGGUGCUACGUGGAGAAAACCUGGGGGAGUUCCUUGGGAAGGAGAACAUCCCCGAAGAGGAGACAGGGGCAGGGUAUCGUCCACCUCCUUGCCACACUGCCCGAGGAGGUCCCACUCGGUCAUGGUUCAAGGACAUCAUGCAGUUGAUUGGCCCUUCCAACUUGCCUCGGGUGGAGGAGUAUUGCGAGCGUGUCUGGUGCAAUGAAAAGCAACGGCGCAAACACAAAGCCAUGCAGAACAAGUAUAAGCUGGCACAGGAGAGUGUGCGCAAAGUACGUGCCAAAAGCUCAAUCGAGAGAAACCGCACCCCCCGUUCCACCAGGGACACGUAGGCUCUGGAGGCCAGCCUCCUGUGAGAGGCACUGCCUGGCGCAAGGCACUUGGGACGCUUUCCUCUAAUUGACAGACAAGACUUCCACGAGUACUCACUCUCGCUCACCCCAGACUCCAGCAUGGCUUUUGCUGUGCAAAUGAACAGGGUGGGGAUGUGGGGCAGUUGGUGUUCUGGAAGCAAAGCCGACACGAAAAACAACCCAGGCAUGAACUGCACUGCACACAUUCAAUGGAAAAAUGAGACAACAGAGCACAAGCUCAGCUUCGCCAUCAGCCCACAGAACAGUUGGGUCAUAGCAGCUGUUCACUCUACAGUGACGUUGACACCUCAGUGCCAUCAUGGUGUGAUUAGGGGCUUUGCAGGUGCAGUUUACAGUGGACUCUUCUGUGAAAUACCCUCUUUUUAAUUAUGAUGGCCUUGUCACAUAACUGCACUCCAUAGUAGGUUGGUGUUGGGGGCAUGGAGUAUAAAACUUAAAAAUACUGGAGUGGGGCAUAGGGAUGUGGCUGUAAUUGUUUCUAGUCAACAUUAUUAUCAGGAAAGGAG